Messenger RNA from Xyrauchen texanus (razorback sucker), 4324 nucleotides. Its product is annotated as dnaJ homolog subfamily C member 11-like. The transcript is spliced from 16 exons. Gene Ontology annotation, biological process: cristae formation. The record is from RefSeq and is a predicted model, not a curated record. Bases 26 to 1708 code for a protein of 560 amino acids. Lineage: Eukaryota; Metazoa; Chordata; Actinopteri; Cypriniformes; Catostomidae.
GGGAGGGCUUUGAGAAACUGGGAACAUGGCGGCUGUCUUGGAAAAUGAAUUGGAUGUAGACAACGAAGAUUAUUAUUCUAUGCUCAAUGUCAGCAAAGAGGCCACUCAAGAAGAGCUAAAGUCCUCCUAUAGGCGACUGUGCAUGCUGUACCACCCUGACAAGCACAGAGAUCCUGAGUUAAAGAAGCAGGCAGAACAUCUCUUCACUUAUGUACAUCAGGCAUAUGAGGUUCUCAGUGACCCACAGUCCCGAGCCAUAUAUGACAUAUUUGGAAAGAAAGGCCUGGAGGUGGAAGGCUGGGAGGUGGUGGAAAGGAAGAGAACCCCUGCAGAGAUCAGAGAGGAAUACGAGCGUUUGCAAAGGGAGAGAGAUGAGAGGAGACUUCAGCAGAGAACAAACCCUAAGGGCACAAUAAGUGUGGGUAUAGAUGCAACAGACCUCUUUGACAGAUAUGAGGAGGACUUCGAGGAUGUACCAGGAGGAGGUUUCCCCCACAUUGAGAUCAACAGGAUGCACAUUUCCCAGUCCAUUGAGGCACCACUAACCAAUUCAGAUACUGCUGUGCUGUCCGGCUCUUUGUCCACGCAUAAUGGCAAUGGGGGAGGAAAUAUAAAUCUGUGUGUGCGACGCGUGACUUCAGCAAGGGGCUGGGGCGAGAUGGAGUUUGGUGCAGGAGACAUUAGAGGCCCACUCUUUGGGAUGAAAGUAUUCCGUAACGUAACUGCACGCUGCUUUGUAACUGCCCAAUGGGGAUUGCAGUUCUCCUCACGUGGUGUGCGUCCCAGUGCCACUGCCAUGAUGGCUCGGAACCUGGACCAGAACACUAUGGGCUACCUGCAGUGGCGCUGGGGAAGUCAGUCCGCCAUGACCACCAGUAUCGUCAGGGACACCAAAACCAGUCACUUCACCAUAGCCAUGCAGCUGGGCGUCCCUCAUUCUUACCUGAUGAUGAGCUAUCAGUACAAAUUCCAGGAUGAAGACCAGACCAAGGUCAAAGGUUCUAUCAAGACUGGGUUCUUCGGCACUGUGGUUGAGUACGGUGCUGAACGUAAGAUCAGUUGCCACAGCGUUCUGGCUGCCACUGUUAGCAUUGGUGUACCCCAAGGAGUCUCCCUUAAAAUCAGGUUGAACCGAGCCAGUCAAACCUACCUCUUCCCUAUUCACCUGACCGACCAGAUUUUACCUAGCGCUGUGUUUUAUGCCACUGUGGGCCCACUGGCCGUCUAUUUAGCUGUCCAGAAACUUAUUAUUAUGCCUUAUGUACGAGCCCAGAAGGAACAGGAGUUAGAGAAACAGAAGGAAGAUUCUGCCUCGGAUAUUGCUCGAAGGAAGCAAGAGGCUGAAGCUUCUGUGUUGCUGAUGCAAGAGGCAGUGAAGAGAAUUAUCGACGCAGAGGAAUCUAAAAUGGGUCUUCUCAUUCUAAACGCCUGGUAUGGCAAGUUUGUGACGGACAACAGUCAGAAGCGCGACAGAGCAAAGGUCAUCGAUGUGACCAUCCCAAUCCAAUGCUUAGUGAAAGACUCAAAACUCAUCCUUACCGAGGCAUCAAAGGCUGGUUUGCCAGGGUUUUAUGACCCAUGUGUCGGAGAGGAAAAGAGUCUAAAGCUUCUCUAUCAGUUCAGAGGAGCGAUGCACCAAGUCCUGUCUGGAGACACAGAGCCUCUUAGGAUACCUAAACAAUCUCAUAGAAUAAAUUCAGAGACAUAGGAUUCUCCGACACAGCACAAGAUGAAGUCAAUGGACAUCCAGAGAUAGACAGAACAAGUAAAGGGACAGUCAGACUUCAAGUGAUGCAAAGGGCUUCUCCUUUUGUUUUUAUGUUGUCACCUGUGUUUUGUUUGUCUGGUUAUCUGAAAUCCCUUUGCAUAUCUCAUAUCAAACAUGGUCCUUUGAAGUUGUUAGUGAGACUUCCAAUAGUUGCGAGUCUUCCUGUAUUUUCUGUGAUAUCAGGAGAAGGUCAGAUGUCAUAUCACUCCAUCCGUCUAUCCCAAUCAGUGUUAAUCCUACAUGCAUAUACAUACAGUAUAUUAGACCUGAUGAUAUAAAAGGAAAACAAUGCUGGUAAAUGCUCCUCAAACAAAACCGUGCUUGACAACAGCUCCAGUCUGGUUCAAACCAUAAUGGAACACAGUACAACCUGUGCUUUUAAUAGCUAUUGAUCUAAAAAUGUUUUUGAUUGAUACGUGUAUAUGGUUGUUUUUGCUUCUUUGUAUACUGGGUUGAAGAACGGCACAUCGUUCUCACAUUGUAACUAAUAUUCAACAACACUAAACUAAACUAUUUGUUAUAGAGCAAUCUGUUCCGACUAGAGGACCAUAAUCUCAUUCUUUCCCUGAUAUGUGUGACAAAAAAAAUAAAAAAGAGUUUACGCUGUAGUCAAGCCAUAUCAAAGAUACAUCGGAUACUGUCCCACUGGUCAGUUGUUUUUACUCGUUUGUUGUCAGAAUUUAAAUGUAAAAUAUAUAAUUAACUGAAAGGAAUCAUGGAUUCCACAUCCACUGAAUGGGAAAAACUGGAAGCCUGUUGUUUUUAGUUGUUCUGUACAUUUUCCUUGAACAUUUCUGUUGCUCAGUUCAUGUGAAAUAUCAGCAGCAUUGCAGAGAUUGAUCUAGAGUUAAAAAGCUUAAAUGCCUUUUAGAUAAUUUCUUGGUUCGUGUACCAUUUAUUGAUAUUUGAAUGAGGUUUAACCAAAAGUGAUGUAAGUGUAGGGCAGUUCAGUGUUCAGAACAAUUAACAUUUAUUUAAACAUCAGUUAUUUCAAAUGGUCUUUUUGUUUUUUGUAGUAACCCACUGAAAUAUUCAUUUAUUUGUUGUGUCAUUUAAUUGUGCCAUGCCCUCUUUUGUCCCAUAUUUAUAUUUUAUUUCAUUGUCAUUGCGAAUAUUAUUUGCAUGAUCUGUAAUAUAUGUGUUUAUUUGUAACGGUCUUUAAAGUUGUACAGUACCCUCAUUCUCGCAAUGGGAUUUAAAGGAAUGUUCCGGGUUGAAUACAAGUUGAGCUCAAUAGCCAGCAUUUGUGGCAUCAUUUUGAUUACCACAAAAAUGUAUUUAGACUCGUUUCUCCUUACAAUUGUAAAAACACUUAUAAUGGAAGCCAAUUUUGUAACAUUUAAAUUCUCACUAUUUCAAAGAUAUACCCACAAGACAAAGGAUAUGAGUGUAAACAUAAUUUUAGUGUGAUAAAAUCACUUACUAAUCAUUUCGGUGUGUUAUAGCCAAUUUUACAACUUUGUUACCAUGACGAUGUAAUGUCAACAAACCCUAAAAAACGAAAAUACAAUUUACAGCUCACGUAAUACACUUUAUUUACUCACAUGUUAAAACUUACAGAAGGAUUAAUGCAAGUGUUUUUAUAAGCUUCACAUUUAUGUUUUUAAACCAUCCAAAAUUUAGCUACAUUCACUUUUAUUGUCCCCAUUCACUUCCAUUGUGUCUCACUGUAACCCAGAUUUUUGCUUCUUUUAAAGAAAAGGAGGAACGAGUCCAAAUUACUUUUUGUGGUAAUCAUCAUUAUGCCACAAAUGCUGUCGAUUUAUCUUAACUUGUAUUGAACCUGGAACAUUCCUUUGAGCAAAACAUUUUUCAAUAGCAAGGAAAAUUCAAUUUCGCCUCAUCCACUUUAGAACAGUGUGUUCCUCCACUGAAAAUGACAACUUUUGAAAACGCUCUCCAUUAACCCCAUCAUUUGGAAAUCAAUGACAUUAAGAAAGUGAAAACACAUUAAUUUCGCUUCAUUUACACCUCAUAUCCACAAAAAUGCAUUACUGUGACUUUGCCACGUUUAUACUCUCAGCUACACUUGAACGGCAUUUUUCUUCGCCCAAAGCAGCGACUCUAAAAAAAUAAAAAAUAAAAAAAAAAGUUCUCGAUUACCGCAUACUUCGGAAAACAGAGAUGUUAGGAAAUUGAAAACAUUCAUUUUGUAACAUUUACAUUAGGGAUUUGAAAAUGCAUUAACGUAAUGUUGCCAUGUUUAUGCCUCUCAUCCACACUAGAAUGGCAUUUUCCUCAAUCAAAACCAGCGACUUUUCUAAACGCUAUCCAUUACAUCAUAACUCAGAAAUGAUGAUGAUGACAAUGACAUAAGGAAAUGAAUUAUUCUUAAAUGGCUCUUUUACUAGGUCAUGACAUCAUUUUGACUCUUAAAAUUCUCUGGUUUGUCAUCCAGUUGUUAUUCAUCUUGCAUGUCUCCUGAUGUUUUUAAUAUAGGUCAUGUUCAUGUAAAUGGUUUGUUUAAACCAGAUUUUGCAACUCUUAUCUGAUGCUAAACCUUACAAAUGUAUUGAAGUAUGUUGUCAACCAGAAAAGUAAUUUAAACAAUAAAAA